Messenger RNA from Raphanus sativus (radish), 6041 nucleotides. RefSeq names its product DNA-directed RNA polymerase II subunit RPB1-like. Gene Ontology annotation, biological process: transcription by RNA polymerase II. The coding region runs from base 212 to 5758 and encodes 1848 amino acids. Gene Ontology annotation, molecular function: DNA binding. The transcript is spliced from 14 exons. Gene Ontology annotation, cellular component: RNA polymerase II, core complex. NCBI's taxonomy places the organism in Eukaryota, Viridiplantae, Streptophyta, Magnoliopsida, Brassicales, Brassicaceae. The record is from RefSeq and is a predicted model, not a curated record.
AAUUCGUGAGAGCAAAUCCAGAUCUGGUCGUGUCAAACGCGCAGUUAAAAACGAAAAAGAAAAAAAAAAUUAAGCUCAAUUAAACUGUAAACUGACACACACAUAUUCAAAUAAAUUCGAAAAGCGAGGGAAACACCCAAUACGGUUUUAACUAGAUUUUGAUCCCAACGUUCUAGAUUUUUUCGUUUUCUUUGAUCGGAGUUUCACCGUCAUGGAUACGCGGUUCCCGUUCUCUCCGGCUGAGGUCUCUAAAGUCCGUGUGGUCCAGUUUGGGAUUCUCAGCCCCGAUGAGAUCAGGCAAAUGUCUGUUAUGCACGUUGAGCAUAGUGAGACCACCGAGAAGGGUAAACCUAAGGUUGGAGGAUUGAGUGAUGUUAGGCUCGGUACGAUUGAUCGGAAGGUGAAGUGUGAGACGUGUAUGGCUAACAUGGCUGAGUGCCCUGGCCAUUUUGGGCAUCUCGAGCUCGCCAAGCCUAUGUAUCACGUUGGUUUUAUGAAGACGGUGUUGAGUAUCAUGCGUUGUGUUUGCUUCAAUUGCUCCAAGAUCUUAGCUCAUGAGGAUGAGCAUAAGUUUAAGCAGGCUAUGAAGAUAAAGAACCCCAAGAAUAGACUUAAGAAAAUUCUGGAAGCCUGCAAAAACAAGACUAAAUGUGCUGACGACGAUAAUCUUGAGGAUGUUCAAAACCAAGACACAACAGACGAACCCGUGAAGAAAAUCCGUGGUGGAUGUGGUGCAGUGCAACCGAAACUGACUAUUGAGGGCAUGAAGAUGAUUGCAGAGUACAAAAUAAGUAAGAAAAAAGAUGAGCAGGAGCAGCUUCCAGAGCGUGAAGAAAUGAAAAAGACGCUUAGUGCUGACAUGGUUUUGAGUGUUUUAAAGAGGAUUAGUGAUGAGGAUUGUCAACUCUUAGGGUUCGACCCCAAGUAUGCUCGUCCUGACUGGAUGAUUCUACAAGUGCUUCCUAUUCCUCCACCCCCUGUUAGACCAUCUGUAAUGAUGGAUGCCACUUCCAGAAGUGAGGAUGAUUUGACUCAUUCGUUAGCCAUGAUUAUUCGACACAACGAAAACUUGAAACGACAAGAAAAAAAUGGAGCACCAGCUCAUAUUAUAUCAGAGUUUGCACAACUCUUGCAGUUCCAUAUAGCAACGUAUUUUGAUAACGAGUUGCCUGGACAGCCAAGGGCUACUCAAAAAUCAGGGAGGCCUAUUAAAUCAAUAUGUAGUAGACUGAAGGCGAAGGAAGGCAGGAUCAGAGGAAACUUGAUGGGAAAACGUGUUGAUUUCUCAGCACGUACUGUUAUUACACCAGAUCCAACAAUAAAUAUCGAUGAACUUGGUGUACCGUGGAGUAUUGCCCUGAAUCUCACAUAUCCUGAAACAGUUACUCCAUAUAACAUUGAAAGAUUAAAAGAGCUAGUUGAUAAUGGGCCACAUCCUCCACCUGGCAAGACUGGAGCUAAAUAUAUCAUUAGGGAUGAUGGCCAAAGACUAGACCUUCGGUACCUUAAGAAGAGCAGUGAUCAUCAUUUGGAACUUGGAUACAAAGUGGAGAGGCACUUGAUUGAUGGUGAUUUUGUUCUGUUUAAUCGUCAACCAAGUCUGCACAAGAUGUCUAUCAUGGGUCACAGGAUUAGGAUCAUGCCAUACUCCACUUUCCGACUGAACUUGUCUGUUACUUCUCCUUACAAUGCUGAUUUCGACGGGGAUGAGAUGAACAUGCAUGUACCACAGUCAUACGAGACCAGAGCCGAGGUGUUGGAGCUGAUGAUGGUUCCCAAGUGUAUAGUCUCUCCCCAGGCGAACCGUCCUGUGAUGGGUAUUGUGCAGGAUACCCUUCUAGGAUGCCGUAAAAUCACAAAGAGAGAUACCUUCAUUGAGAAGGAUGUAUUCAUGAAUACGCUUAUGUGGUGGGAAGACUUCGAUGGGAAAGUCCCAGCUCCCGCAAUUUUGAAGCCUCGUCCUCUUUGGACUGGCAAACAAGUCUUUACUCUUAUCAUACCAAAGCAGAUAAAUCUAUUCAGGUACUCUGCUUGGCACUCAGAUCAAGAGACGGGAUACAUAACUCCCGGGGAUACUCAAGUUCGAAUCGAAAGAGGGGAGCUUCUCGCUGGAACUCUCUGCAAAAAGACCCUUGGUACCGGUAACGGAAGUCUCGUGCAUGUCAUUUGGGAAGAAGUUGGACCUGAUGCAGCUAGAAAGUUCCUUGGUCAUACUCAAUGGCUUGUCAACUACUGGCUACUGCAGAAUGGUUUCACCAUUGGAAUUGGUGACACAAUUGCUGAUUCGUCAACAAUGGAGAAAAUCAAUGAGACUAUUUCUAGUGCCAAAACUGCUGUCAAAGACCUUAUCCGUCAAUUCCAAGAAAAGAAAUUGGACCCUGAACCGGGGAGAACUAUGACUGAGACAUUUGAGAACAGAGUUAAUCAGGUCUUGAAUAAAGCUCGUGACGAUGCUGGAAGCAGCGCUCAAAAGAGUUUAGCAGAAACCAAUAACCUCAAGGCCAUGGUGACAGCAGGAUCCAAAGGAAGUUUCAUCAACAUUUCUCAAAUGACAGCGUGUGUUGGUCAGCAAAACGUGGAAGGGAAGCGGAUCCCAUUUGGUUUUGAUGGGCGGACGUUGCCGCAUUUCACCAAAGAUGAUUAUGGUCCUGAGAGCCGUGGGUUUGUGGAGAAUUCGUACCUGCGUGGGUUGACUCCUCAGGAGUUCUUUUUCCACGCAAUGGGAGGAAGGGAAGGUCUUAUCGAUACUGCUGUCAAGACAUCAGAGACUGGAUACAUUCAGAGGCGGUUGGUCAAGGCUAUGGAGGAUAUUAUGGUUAAAUACGAUGGGACGGUCAGAAACUCGUUGGGUGAUGUUAUUCAGUUUCUCUACGGGGAAGAUGGUAUGGAUGCUGUGUGGAUCGAAUCACAGAAGCUGGAUUCUUUGAAAAUGAAAAAGUCUCAGUUCGAUAGGACUUUCAAGUACGAGAUUGAUGAUGAGAACUGGAAUCCAACGUACCUAAGCGACGAGCAUCUUGAGGACUUGAAAGGCAUCCGGGAGCUGCGUGAUGUAUGUGACGCGGAGUAUCAGAAGCUCGAGGCUGACAGAUACCAACUCGGGACUGAGAUUGCCACAAACGGUGAUAGCACUUGGCCAUUGCCUGUUAACAUCAAGAGGCAUAUCUGGAAUGCACAGAAGACUUUCAAGAUCGACUUACGCAAGAUUUCGGAUCUGCACCCGGUUGAGAUCGUUGAUGCGGUUGAUAAAUUACAAGAGAGGUUGCUGGUUGUUCCUGGUGACGAUGCGUUGAGUGUAGAAGCACAGAAGAACGCCACGCUGUUCUUUAACAUUCUGCUUCGCAGCACUCUCGCUAGUAAAAGAGUUUUGGAGGAGUACAGGCUCAGCCGCGAGGCUUUUGAGUGGGUUAUUGGUGAGAUAGAAUCGAGGUUUGUGCAGUCUCUCGUAGCCCCUGGGGAAAUGAUUGGUUGUGUUGCUGCUCAGUCUAUUGGAGAGCCUGCAACUCAGAUGACUCUCAACACUUUCCAUUACGCUGGUGUCAGUGCGAAGAACGUUACCCUCGGUGUUCCAAGGUUGCGAGAGAUUAUUAACGUUGCGAAACGGAUCAAGACACCUUCCUUAUCUGUCUACCUCACACCGGAAGCUAGCAGAUCAAAAGAAGGGGCUAAGACUGUUCAGUGUGCUUUGGAGUAUACUACUCUCAGGAGUGUCACUCAAGCUACGGAGGUCUGGUAUGAUCCAGAUCCGUUGAGUACUAUAAUUGAAGAGGAUUAUGAGUUUGUGAGGUCCUACUAUGAAAUGCCUGAUGAAAAAGUUUCUCCGGAUAAAAUAUCUCCUUGGCUACUUCGUAUAGAGCUGAACCGCGAGAUGAUGGUCGAUAAGAAACUGAGUAUGGCGGAUAUUGCUGAGAAGAUCAACCUUGAGUUUGAUAAUGAUCUGACUUGCAUUUUCAAUGAUGACAAUUCUGAAAAACUGAUCCUUCGGAUUCGCCUUAUGAACGAUGAGGGAGGAGCAGCGCAAGAUGAAUCUGAAGAUGAUGUGUUCCUUAAAAAGAUUGAGAGCAACAUGCUGACAGAAAUGGCGCUCAGGGGGAUUCCAGACAUCAACAAGGUUUUCAUUAAACAGGUUAGGAAAAGCAAGUUCGAUGAGGAGGAAGGGUUCAAGACAUCUGAAGAGUGGAUGUUAGAUACGGAAGGUGUUAAUCUGUUGGCUGUGAUGUGCCACGAAGAUGUGGAUCCAAAGAGGACAACAAGCAAUCACUUGAUUGAAAUAAUGGAAGUUCUUGGUAUUGAGGCGGUUCGUCGCGCUCUGUUGGAUGAGCUUCGAGUAGUGAUAUCCUUUGAUGGCUCCUAUGUGAAUUACCGCCAUCUUGCCAUCUUGUGUGAUACAAUGACCUAUCGGGGUCAUCUGAUGGCGAUCACUCGACAUGGAAUCAAUAGAAACGACACUGGCCCUUUGAUGAGGUGUUCGUUUGAAGAGACAGUGGAUAUUCUACUGGAUGCUGCAGCUUAUGCUGAGACAGACUGCUUGCGUGGUGUGACCGAGAAUAUAAUGCUCGGCCAGCUUGCACCAAUUGGAACAGGAGAUUGUGAGCUGUAUUUGAACGAUGAGAUGAUGAAGAAUGCAAUUGAACUUCAGCUCCCUAGCUAUAUGGAUGGCAUGGAGUUUGGAAUGGCUCCUGCUCGCUCACCAAUUUCAAGCACUCCUUAUCAUGAAAGCAUGAUGAUGACACCAAACUACCUCUUGUCUCCAGAUGUGCGAUUGUCGCCAACUUCAGAUGCACAGUUCUCUCCAUUUGUUAGUGGAAUGGCCUUUUCACCUUCUUCAUCCCCAGGUUAUAGCCCAGCAUCCCUGGGACGCAGUCCUACCUCUCCCUACUACAGUCCCACUUCCCCCAUCUACAGUCCUGCUUCCCCCAUCUACAGGUCCACCUACAGUCCCACUUCACCCAUCUACAGUCCCACUUCGCCAAUCUACAGGUCCACCUAUAGUCCCACUUCGCCCUACUACAAUCCUACUUCGCCCAUCUACAGUCCCACUUCCCCCAUCUACAGGCCCACCUACAGUCCCACUUCGCCCUACUACAGUCCUAGUUCUCCUGACUAUAGCCCAACAAGUCCUGCUUCUUCUCCAUCAAGUCCUUCCUAUUCUCCCACUUCCCCUAGCUAUAGUCGGACAUCCAGGAGUUACAGUCCGACAUCACCGGCUUACAGCCUAACUUCACCUGCUUACAGCCCUACUUCCCCUGCAUACAGCCCGACCUCUCCAUCUUACAGUCCUACUUCACCAUCUUACAGUCCAACAUCGCCUUCUUACAGCCCCACUUCUCCCUCCUACAGUCCCACUUCACCCGCAUACAGCCCUACAUCUCCUGGCUACAGUCCAACAUCACCUAGUUACGGGCCUACGUCUCCAAGCUACAACCCUCAGACUGCUAAAUAUAGCCCAUCAUUGGCUUACUCUCCUAGCAAUGCAAGACUAUCACCAGCUAGCCCCUAUAGUCCUACAUCUCCAAACUACAGUCCUACAUCACCAUCGUACUCACCAACAUCUCCAUCGUAUUCACCUUCAAGUCCAACACACUGUCCCAGCAGCCCAUACAGCUCAGGAGCUAGCCCUGACUACAGCCCAAGCGCAGGCUACUCACCAACACUUCCUGGCUAUUCAACGUCAUCCACCGGUCAGUAUACACCACACGAAGGUGAUAAAAACGACAAGACUGGAAAAGAUGCCAGCAAGUAUGGUAAAAGCAACCCUUGAAAUGGAGAGAAGAGACAUUAUAAUUUUUAGCAGGGCAUGUUGAGAAAAAGGAAGAAAGAGUUUCAAAAGCAUCUCCAGAGUGGAUAUCUUUAUGACACUGUUUUCCUAAUAUCCUCUUUUUCAUGAUUUGUUCUAAACGUACGCCUAAAGCUAUCUAACAUCGCCCUAAAAAGAAAACAAAUAUAUCAUAAACUUUGGGCUCCUCGUCUGGUUGUUGAGUACUUCUUGCUUGUUCGAUUUCAGAAAGUAAAAACAUGUGCAACGGUUCUGUUCGUUCGUAAUA